AUGGCAUUUGUUGAGAGUUCACAGGACGAGAUCGUGUCUCGCCUCUCAGAGGAGACUCUACAGGACAUUGAGGGCCUUGAUCCGUCGCAGUUUGGAUUUGGCAGAGAGGAGUGCUGUGGGCCCCUGCCGGAGAAGCUCCCAGGCAGCAUGGCGUUCACGGAACAUGUCUUCUUCGCCACAGACAUGCCUGCAAGGGAGUGGGACGCGAAAACCGGCAAUGUUCCGGGGUACGCUGCACUAGAAAAGGCUGUCACUUCGUCGGGGGGCAAGAAGCUCACCGUUUAUUAUCGUCCCGGCCCUGACGCGUGUAUUUUGCGAUUUAAGUAUGAAGAGCUCUUGUCGUCGCUGCUCAUUACACAGUAUUCUUGCAUCACGGAAGGGGAGCUCCCUUGGGAAUCGAAGGGGGCGGUAUGCUGCGAUCGCUCGAAUGAGUUGUUUGUGUUUGUUUGUUCCCAUCGUUCUCGCGAUCACCGUUGUGGGUACUGUGGCGCCGUUUUGGUGGAACUUCUGCGCCAGUCUAUCAAGGCCAAGAGGGGCGAGCAUGAAUCGAUUCACGUGUAUCCGUGUUCCCACGUAGGUGGGCAUGUGUACGCUGGGAAUGUCUUGCUUUACAGUAAGCAUGGGGGCGUGUGCUUCGGCUGCUUUACUCCAGCCCAGGUGGAAGCCUUUGUGAAUUUUCUUCUGGGAGGCGCGACGGAAAUCCCCGCCUCACUGGAGCGGCGGAUUCGGGGCCGCAUCGGCUACACGAAGGCCAACUCCAAGUGCUGCGUCGUGUAG
Trypanosoma conorhini is the source of this 777-nucleotide messenger RNA. RefSeq names its product sucraseferredoxin-like family protein. Bases 1 to 777 code for a protein of 258 amino acids. Lineage: Eukaryota; Euglenozoa; Kinetoplastea; Trypanosomatida; Trypanosomatidae. The transcript has a single exon. The record is from RefSeq and is a predicted model, not a curated record.